AUGUCCGAAGACAAAACCCGGGAUGAAGAGCCGCCGCGCGGAUCAACCUUGGACGACAAGGCUUACAGUGUCUAUGGUAGUGUGGACGGUUUUAUCCGACCUCCACCGCCCCGCGGUCUUCCGAGUAUUACAAUUCCAAGCGAGGACCGGGAACUUCCCCCAGCUCAAUCGCAAACUCCCUCAGCUGCCAACCGCCGAACCCCUGUCAAUCGCCAAACUCCUGCCAUCCCCCAACCCCCGCAAACAUCAGCAGCAGUACACCAUCCCCCCCAAACCCCAACUACACAUGUCCACACUCCUGCCCCCGCAGCCCCAGCCCCAGCCCCACCUCGCCAAGUACUCCAAGCGGCCAAUGACCCACUGGUGGAGUCACUGCUCGCAUUAGAUCAGCUGUCUGAUACAGACUUACAGCUAGCGCGGCAACUUUUCAACAUAACUAAGCUUGCUCCUCAGGCGCCGGAACGAAGCCACUGGAGCUUAACAGUUGUCAUGUGGAUGACCCAACGACGUGCCGCUGCGUUGCCCGCUGCUCCUGUUGCAGCCAACGACCCGAGUGCGCCAAAUGAUCUGAGAGAUCCUCAUGCAAAGCACACUGGAAUCAUACAGCCGGGCCCAAUCAGCACACGGGCACAUCUUUGUGCAUUCUCCACUGCCCCUAAUCCGAGUAAGUAA
Puccinia triticina is the source of this 672-nucleotide messenger RNA. RefSeq lists its product as uncharacterized. Lineage: Eukaryota; Fungi; Basidiomycota; Pucciniomycetes; Pucciniales; Pucciniaceae. The transcript has 3 exons. The record is from RefSeq and is a predicted model, not a curated record. Bases 1 to 672 code for a protein of 223 amino acids.